Messenger RNA from Seminavis robusta, 2103 nucleotides. Lineage: Eukaryota; Bacillariophyta; Bacillariophyceae; Naviculales; Naviculaceae. The record is from the annotation of a GenBank genome assembly.
AUGAGCGCUGCUAUGAAUAUGAAUAUGAAUAUGAAUAUGAAUAACAGCAGUAUCAACAUGAACGUAGACUCCGCGUCUUCGGAAGAAGGACACAAGAAACUCACGCCGCAGGGUAGAUGGGAGGAAAUGUACCAACGCUUGGAUAAGUACCAACAAAAGCACGGAGAUUGCUUGGUGCCCAACCGAUACGAAGAGGAUCCCCAACUGGGUGCCUGGGUGUCCACACAGAGACGCCACUACAAACUCAUUGAAGCUGGAGAAGCAUCACCCAUGACACCCCACAGGAUUGACCUCCUGGAAAAAAUUGGAUUCAAGUGGUCUGCCAAGUGCCCCAGACACAUUCAAUGGGAAUCCAGAUUCCAGGCACUGUUGCGAUUCAAGGAUAAAUUUGGACACACUCAGGUACCCAUCAACUGGGAGGAAGACGUUCAGCUUGCCAACUGGGUCAGCACGCAGCGCCAAGAGUAUCAAAAUCUAAUCAAAGGCAGGACCACCAGACUCGACGAGCGCAGAAUUCGAUUACUCAAUGGUGUCGGCUUCUCGUGGCAGCUACAGAGAGGAGGAAGAAAGCGCCACUUGCAAGAAGUCAAGCAGCCAGGCCAAAAGGAUCUACUAAUGAUCGCACAAGCUCGGACCGCAGCCUCCACUGCCACACCGACUGGCACGGGACGUCCACCACGUCCAACAACAGCUCCAACAACACCAAAAGUGCAGAAACAAGAAGUAGCAAGGACCGUCACUGGAUGGGAAGGGAGACACAGGAUGCAACCUGGAAAAGUCGCUCCAGCGAAAACCAAUUGCGGCACUGCCACAGCACAUGCGCCUGGAACAUUGAACCAAGGAUUGGCCAUUGGUGCUGCGUCCAACAAGGUCCCUCCGACGGGGGUUGCCACCACCGUUGCCAAUGACCAGUCGGGAGCGUUGGCAGCACAGCAGACCCUCCACAAUCGGAGAUUGACUGUAGCGGAGUCGACUGGUGCAUCUGCAGCGACACGUCAGUCUCAGAAUGCGUUGGAGAGCAUGGUGUUUGGCCAUUCCAAAGACCUAGGUUCCAGUGUUCGUGCUCAGAUGGCCAACAACAGUGGCCUCGACGGUCGCCCAUCCCUCGCCACCGCCGCUCCUGCAGGUGCCUUUGGGGUGCCACCGAGCCCCACAACUGGCUUGUUGUCAUCAAGUGCCUCCCAACAACCAAUGGUUUCGGCAGGUGCACGCCAAGCUCUUCUCAUCAAUAGGCUCUCUCAAAACUCUGGACUCUCGUCAUCCGUGCUUGGCUUGCUCGGGGUAGAUCAUGCCCCUGGAAGGAUGCCGGGACAAUCGGCGCUGGCGUCAGCAUCGUCUCUCCCGCCAUUGGCAGCAGGAUGGCAGGGAACUGCGGCAGGGCAAGCCGCCAUCAGAAAUUCUACAGCUGGACAUGCGUCCGCUGCAACCCUGGCUGCCUUGGGAUACUCGGUGCCAGGUGGUCAGGCAAGCCAACAAGUGCAAAUUCCUGGACAUACCAAAUCUCUGCAGUCUGAAAGGAGCUUUCUAGAAGCUCGUGCCAGGGCAAGGCUUCUUGUCGCAAACGCUUCGACGUUUCCUAUGCCACAAUCCCAUGCAAAACCAUCGGAUCUGGAGAAUGGAUUCUUGGAUGCUCAUAGCAGGGCAAGGCUGCUCGCAGCCAACCCAGCAGCCACAAGAGGUUUGUUGCAAGACCAGACGACUCCGGCUUCGAUCGCUACCGUAGCGAAUUUGGAAUCUCUUACGGCCAACAACAGCGCGACUGGAGGUCUUCCGUUUUCUACAGGAGCCACAAAGAGAGGGAUGCCGUUGUUGCAAGACCAGUCAACAGCAACACAAACAUCGAUUACGACUGCAAGUCUUGACGCAAGUUUCCUGGACGCACCCACACAACUUACCCUUCUAUCAGCAGGGUUGUGCAGCGGGCAACACCCAAGGAGUGGAAUCUUCCCAGGACGUCUGAACUCGACCACUAACACGACAGGCAUCGAUGGCUCUUCUGGAGCUGAGCAGCAGCAGGAGACAGCACGUGGAUACCAGUACCUGAAUCUGACGCACCGAUUGCCAGCAGAAUACGAGCAACCGAGAAAGCGGCCUAAGCUAUGA